Messenger RNA from Musa acuminata AAA Group (dessert banana), 720 nucleotides. RefSeq lists its product as uncharacterized. Lineage: Eukaryota; Viridiplantae; Streptophyta; Magnoliopsida; Zingiberales; Musaceae. The record is from RefSeq and is a predicted model, not a curated record. Bases 96 to 542 code for a protein of 148 amino acids. The transcript has a single exon.
CCCAUGAAGCUUCUUCUUCCCUUCGCCUAGAUGCAUCUAUAAGCUACCAACCACAAGCACUUCAAUGCACAUCCUCAUCACCUGACAUCUCAUCCAUGGCUGCCGAGAAGAGAACUCCACUACUGGCCCGCUUCCGAGGGGCGAUUCAGAGGGUGAGCUUCCUGCUGUCCUUCGACGCCACCAAGUGGAUCGUCGUCUCCCGCCUCAAGAGAUCGCCGCUCGGGCCUCGUCCGCUGAGCUUCCGCGCCGCCAGGCCGAGCUUGCUCGACUGCACCGAGGACUACUACGACGCCGGCUCGUCGUUCUCGCUCUCGAGGACGGCGAGCUUGAGCUCGCCGGUGUCGAGGACGACGAGCCUGAGCCCGACGGUGUCUGGGAUCUUGAGGUCGACCAGCGACGCCGCGUCCUGCGGGGACGAUGUCGAUCAGAGGGCGGAAAGGUUCAUCGAGAGCUUCCACCGCCGGCUGCAGAUGGAAAGGCAGGUCUCUCUCGAGCUAAGAUACUGCAAGGAGAAGAGCUUGGAGAGGACGGUUUCGGAUUGAUUAUGUUCUGUGAUUGGCAAUGGAAGAGCAAUGGUUUUCAUCCUUCCAAUUUUUUUUUUUUUUUUUUGUGUAUGUGAGUAUAAUUUGUUUUUCAUAAGUUUUAUUGAUUCUUUUAUGUAAUUUAAUACAAAUUGGAUAUGAACUUUACACUUUUCUGAUUCAUAUGGCAAGUUCUUCA